AAACCAUCUUGUCUUCAUCACAGACUACAUACUAUUCUUCUUCUUCAUAUCACAUACUCGUCUUUAUCUGUGCUUCAUAUAUGCCAUUAAUUACCAAUAGUAUGUAGUCUGUGCCAUUCGGUUUAUCUCGUUUCGAUACAUAUCUAUGAUACACAUGUUUGGGUGAAUAGAUUACAAAGUGUUUUUGUUUUUGGCUCUCUUACAAGUGUUUUAAGUAAUAAUUCCACAAUGGGUUGUGAUGGUGGUACUAUUCCGCGUCGAGAUGAAUUGGUGAAAACGAAGAAAAAGCCCGAGCAAAAGGACAAAGUGGCAGAAAGGGUGGCAUUGUGGCGUUGUUGUGCCAUUUCGCAGCAGUUGCUCCAAGAGCCAGUUGUUAUGUGCCAUUUGGGUAAAUUGUACAAUAAAAUGGCCUUGAUUGAGUCGUUGCUCGAUCGCAGGUCGUUACCUGCCGAGUUUAAGCACAUUAAAUCGCUGAGAGAUGUUAAGGACCUGCAACUAACCAAAAAUCCCGAAUUCAAGGGCGACGAAGACAAGAAAGAGGGCACAGUGGACCAUCGAGGAUCCCCCUACAUUUGCCCUGUGUUAAAAUUGGAAAUGAGUGGACAAUUCCGGUUUGUGGCCAUCUGGAGUUGUGGCUGCGUAUUCUCCGAAAGAGCCUACAAAGAACUUGCUAUCAAAUUUUGCCACAAGUGCAAUAAAUCUUUUAUUCAUGAAGAUGUUGUUAUACUAAAUCCCUCGUCUGAGGAGGAUCUAGUUUUGAUGCAGACGCGAAUGGCCAUGAGACAAGCAUUGAACAAAAAACUUAAGAAGAUGAAAAUUGAAGUUUCGAGUGAUACAGAAACUGAAACGGCUGGUAAACGUGCCCCCAAGCACAUUAAACCAGCAGCCCCGUGCGCCAUUCCAUUGAAAAAACUGAGAACGGAAACCACUUCGAAUAUUGGGAACGUAAUAUCGUCGGGAAAGGUUACCAAACCAGAGGAAAUUGCCAAAAUGACUUCAGACUACAGCAUUGCCAAGGACGGGAGUGUUUCAGAUGUGUACAAGUCAUUAUUUACGAGUCACAAAUCUGAACAGGAGCAGACUAGGGCUCAUUGGGUUACAUACAACCCAUUUUUUAAUUAACUAAUUGACCAUUUUCGGAACUAUUUGUGUUAAUGACUUGACAUUAUUAAAUGUUUGGUUUCAAGCAGCAAAUGUAAAAUUUCUAAAAUUUUGUAUAUGUAUAGGUAGGAAUAAGAUACAGAAUGGCCAUUGAAAUUAUCUAUAAAAAUUAUACUAUAAUUGUAUUCCA
Molecule: messenger RNA, 1291 nt
Organism: Dendroctonus ponderosae (mountain pine beetle)
Lineage: Eukaryota; Metazoa; Arthropoda; Insecta; Coleoptera; Curculionidae
Product: replication termination factor 2
Exons: 1
Coding region: 229-1122 (297 amino acids)
Biological process (GO): mitotic DNA replication termination; site-specific DNA replication termination at RTS1 barrier
Cellular component (GO): nucleus
Source: RefSeq, a predicted model, not a curated record